Messenger RNA from Cyphellophora attinorum, 1383 nucleotides. Its product is annotated as ABC1 family protein MCP2. NCBI's taxonomy places the organism in Eukaryota, Fungi, Ascomycota, Eurotiomycetes, Chaetothyriales, Cyphellophoraceae. Gene Ontology annotation, biological process: lipid homeostasis; mitochondrion organization. The record is from RefSeq and is a predicted model, not a curated record. The coding region runs from base 1 to 1383 and encodes 460 amino acids. Gene Ontology annotation, cellular component: mitochondrial inner membrane. The transcript has a single exon.
AUGCUAAGGGCGUGCCAUAAGAGAUGUGCAGACAGGACGCUCGAGGUGAUCGAGAAGAACGGCUCGAUAUUCAUUAAGCUGGGACAACACCUGUCGUCCAUGGGAUAUCUCUUGCCACAUGAGUGGACUGACACGUUCAUCCCCUUGCAAGACAAAUGCCCUGUGUCGUCGUACGAGUCGAUUGAGGAAAUGUUCCUGAAGGAUACUGGACGGCGGAUCGAGGACGAUUUUCUGGAGUUUUCGCGAGAACCCAUCGGCGCUGCAUCACUGGCACAGGUUCAUACUGCAACUUUGCGGGAGGGCUCGCAGCAGGUGGCUGUCAAGGUGCAGCACCCGAGUCUGGAGGAGUGGGUGCCACUCGAUCUUUCCCUCACUCGAUUCACGUUCAAGACGUUGAAAAGAGCCUUUCCUGACUACGAUCUGGAGUGGCUUAGCAACGAGAUGGAGUACUCCUUACCACAAGAAUUGGACUUUUCGCAAGAAGGCAAAAAUGCUAUCGAAGCUAAGCGCUUCUUCAGCGAAAAGACAACAUUUCCAUUGAUUAUCCCAAGCGUUAUUUCUGCGAGCAAACGGAUCUUAGUCAUGGACGCAGUGAGAGGAGCCAGGAUCGACGAUCAAGAGUACCUCAACGAACACUCCAUCUCGCGGUCAGAAGUGAGUGCUACGCUGGCACGAAUCUUCAACACCAUGAUUUUCCAGACUGGGGCGCCACUGCAUUGUGAUCCCCAUGGUGGGAAUAUCGCGAUCCGACACAACCCACGGCGACGGCGUCCCUACAACUUUGACAUCAUUCUGUACGACCACGGCCUAUACCGACACCCUACAGACAGUAUACGCCGGAACUACGCGAAGCUGUGGCUAGCGGUGAUCGACGGCGACGACGCCCGUAUGCGAAAGUACUCGUACGAACUUGCCGGCAUUACAGACGAGCAGUUCCCACUCUUCGCAUCCGCCAUCACCGGCCGAGACUACCGCGUGCUCAAGAAAGGCGGCGUCGCGACAACAGCUCGAGAUCAAACAGAAAAGGAGGGCAUUGACGAAGUGUUCGGCGAGAACCUGCUUCGUCAGCUGGUUCAACUGCUGGGCAACGUUCCUCGAAUCAUCCUGCUCAUCCUCAAAACCAACGAUCUGACCAGAAGUCUUGACGAAAGUCUGGGCAGUCCCGAGCCAAUGCGGCCGAUGAUGAUUCUGGCCAAGUACGCCAGCUGGACAGUGUGGGAGGAACAGAAAGAGAUCUUGCGUAAGGCAGGGGGAUUGCUGUGGCCCCCGGGUAAUGCGAUCCGGCUGUUGGUCGCUUGGUGUGGGUUCAUGCGUGUGGAGUUGAAGCUGUUUGCAUUUGAGCGGUAUCUGAGUGUUAGGAGACAUUUGCAUCUGGAUUCGUAA